This is a messenger RNA of Salvia splendens (bonfire salvia), 3308 nucleotides long. Its product is annotated as protein WVD2-like 1. Gene Ontology annotation, biological process: microtubule cytoskeleton organization. The record is from RefSeq and is a predicted model, not a curated record. The transcript is spliced from 7 exons. Bases 1809 to 2936 code for a protein of 375 amino acids. NCBI's taxonomy places the organism in Eukaryota, Viridiplantae, Streptophyta, Magnoliopsida, Lamiales, Lamiaceae. Gene Ontology annotation, molecular function: microtubule binding.
AUCAUUUGUCUUGUAAUAUUUGGUUCGAUCUGCAUGUUGUAUGUUAGUAAUCUGGUGUUUCUGGCUGCUGCUUAUUCCUCAGCUGCUUCCUUUUUUUAGGAUUUAAGUGUUUCUAUUUUAUCUCUCACUGAACUGUGUCAGUGAAAUUUUUGUUAAGAUUUAGGUAUUUUUAGCUUUCUACCACAUGAUAUAUGCAAUUUCCUUUCUUUUCAUUUUUAAUUUUUUUUAUAGCUGAGCCUUUUUUUUUUCAAAAAGAAUAAUAAAGUGUUGAUAAUAGUUGAGGCUGGGAGUCGGGCAGCGAUGAUUUCUCGAUUGAUAGAUGAGGGUAUUGUUAACUGUGACGUUUGAAUUUCAUGGCAAUUUAGCUUUUGAACUGAUUGUUUUCGCCGAUAAGGUUACGAUGUGUGAUAAAUUUUCUGUUUCUGUUUCCAGAUGCCUUUUCAUUAUUAGUAUAUUUUAUUUGAUGGUUUGGUGCUUCCAACUGAUCCUCUUAUCCACAUUUUCAGUAAUUCGCUGGGAAUCUCGUAUGGCCCCUUUAAUACAUUUCAUUUUUUUCGUUUUUUUUUGUUAUAGCCUUUUAAUGUUUCGCUGAAAAGAGAAAUUUCGGAAUAAGGCUGACCUUUCAAAAUUUGGGAUUCAAUUUGCUGACCUUUCAAAAUAUAGGAUCGAGGCGCGCGAAUUUUUCGAAAUAAGGGUUUUUUCAUUUGUCAUCUUUUUUCUUCUUCUUUUUCUUAUUAAUUUCAUCAAAAAAUAUAUGAAUGGACUAAACUAUCCCAAGAUUUAAAACCUCAAUUUUAGCAUAUCUCUGAUAAUUUGAAUCCCUAAUUCUGAAACCCCAAUUUCUCUCUAGCUUCGGUGGUUGGGGGUUGAAGAUUUUACAUUUUAACAAGCCUAUUUUCGAUAUUUAAGCCCUUCUUUAAUCGAAUACUUUAUCCCAAUAGACAAAUUUAUUUGUUUUUCCCCCAAUUACAAUAUGAACCAAAUUAUCAGAUAUGGAUGGUGGUUGGGUGGGACGGUGGUUUCGUAGUGGAAGUUUCAAUUAUCAGUAUGCGAGCAGAAUCAUAAUCGGGGUUUCAAAUUUUUAUGGGUAAUUUGGUCUAUCCAUAUAUUUUGUGAUGGAAUUAAUAAGAAAAAAAAGAAGAAAAAAGUGGAAAAAUGAAAAAAACCCUUAUUUCGAAAAAUUCGCGCGCCUCAAUCCCAUAUUUUGAAAAGUCAGCGAAUUUAAUCCCAAAUUUCAAAAGGUCAGCGAAAUUAAUCCCUUAUUCCGAAAUUUCUCCGCUGAAAAAGGCACAUCAUGUUUUAUUUUAGAUUGAACUUAAAGGGCAGUAUUUAUUAGGCCGGUUCAGCAAAACAGUAUUCUUUACUGUGUAGCGUUGAAAAGUUUGUCACUGUUUAACGUUGAAAAUAUUUCCACCGAACGAAUUAAUACAAGUAGUUGAAGGGAGAUUCAAAAAUGAUUAGAACUGUUUCAUUUCCUUUGAAUCUCUGCGAUGAAAAGAACUUGAUGCCCUUUCUUAAAUUUUUACUAUUGAUUAUAACUCUGAAAGCUUUAAUUUGUUUCAACUUGAGCUAUCACCAGCAUAAAAACAUUUAUCCUGUAUCAACAAUUCUCUCUGAAACUAUAUACUUUUCCUCGCUUUUCAGCUUAAGCCAUGCUUCCUUGAGAGUCUUGACCAUCAUUAGUUUGAACGGGAGUGUAGUUAGCUAGAUGUAAUUAAACUAUGAGCAAUUAUUGCCAUUAGCUCUCACUUUGAUGGAGCACAUUGCAGUUCUUUCCAUUCCUUCCCUUUUGUUUUCUUUUGCCAACUAUGGUUGUUCAAUAUAUUUUCCUGUGCAUAUUCCUUUCUAAAUCUAAAGAGUUCUUUUUUCUUGGAGGGGUUUUCGGACGUCAGCCUAUGGGGAGAGAUGUUGUAGGUCUUCGUAUUGAUAAAAAGUCCAACAUGGUCAAUGAUAAAUCAAAUGGCACCAUCUGUGUUGCUCCAAAAGCUGUACAAGAGAAAUCUGGAAAAAAUGAUUAUGAGAUGAAUGACAAUGACACGAAUGCUAGAGUUCCGGACGACUACGAUAAGAAACAAGAUGUGCUGGGGUUGAAAAGCAACAAUCACCAACCUGAGGAGAAGAUUUUCAAUGCUGAGGCUCAGAAGUCUCCUGAAAAAAAGUCAAACUCGCCAGCAAAACCUGCAUCGGGGUCUACUCUUAAUGGGAUAACUGAUGCAGAUCCAUUAGAGCCCCUAACUCCUAGUUUAGAGGAUGAUAAACAAAACUCGCAUGUAAACCAUUCUAAUGGGUCUGAAAGCAAUGAUUCUGGUACAGAAAUUUUGCCCAAGUCUCGUGAUUCACAUUCUCCAGGAUCAGCAAAGAAAUUGCAGCCAAUCGCACAUUUGUCUUCAAGGAAGCUGCUGGCGCCUCAUUGCAGAAAUUAUAACGAUGAAGAAGAUAAUUGGUCCUUGGCUUCCUCUACUGCAACUUCUGUACGGAUGAGAGUCACAGUUCCAGUUGCUCCAAGAUUCAAUUGUGGAAACCGUUUAGAGAGGCGUAAGGAGUUUUACACUAAGUUGGAAGAGAAGCACAAAGCGUUGGAGAAAGAAAAACAUGACUAUGAAGCUAGAACCAAGGAAGAAGAACAGGCAGCAAUAAAGCAGCUUAGGAGGAACAUGAUGUACAAAGCAAAUCCUGUCCCUAGCUUCUAUCGUGAAGGUCCUCCACCAAAAGUCGAGCUAAAAAAGCUGCCUGUCACCCGUGCCAAAUCACCUAAUCUAACCAGGAGAAAGAGCUGCGGUGAUGCAGUCAAAUCGAUUCCUGAGGACAAGGUAUCUUAUGGGCGAGCAUCUCGUCACAGUGUAGGUGUCUAUAGAGAAGGCAAAGCUUCUCCUCUUCUGAAAAAGGCCUCACCUAUAACCCCUAAAAGUAAGGAUCAAACUAAUGCGUGGAAGUAAAAUGGAUCUAACAAAGCCAAGAUUCCCACGAAACAAUCAAAAGAGAAGAGUGAAAAUUCUCGAGCAAAAGAGCAGGGGAAUGCAGAUAUUGCAGUUCAAUCUUGAUGUUGAUGUUUUACUGGUAGUUGUAGUUUUACCUUCGCCUGGAAAACUCUCUCGAGUUUCCAUAUGACUGUGCAAGGCAACUUUGUUACCUGCAGUGACUUGCCAAAGGUGAUGUCUGAAUUCUGAGUUGUAUAUUUUGUGUAAUUUAUAGCGUCCUGUGCUCUUACAAAUAACACAUUUUGCUUAUUAUCUGUAUAACUUGUGGUUUUGCUGUAGGGUUAUUGUCUUGCUUGAGUUAUUACGUUAUGCAGAAUGUAUUUGAACUAA